Glossina fuscipes is the source of this 2884-nucleotide messenger RNA. It is a transcript of the gene Syp, whose product is annotated as heterogeneous nuclear ribonucleoprotein R. Gene Ontology annotation, cellular component: ribonucleoprotein complex; nucleus. The record is from RefSeq and is a predicted model, not a curated record. Bases 475 to 2205 code for a protein of 576 amino acids. NCBI's taxonomy places the organism in Eukaryota, Metazoa, Arthropoda, Insecta, Diptera, Glossinidae. Gene Ontology annotation, molecular function: mRNA binding. The transcript is spliced from 12 exons.
UAAAAAAAGCCAAAAAACGAUUAAGAGACAAAAAAAAAAAAAACCUCAGUCAAGUGCUUUAUGAUAUUUAUUGGUAUUAGUAGGCGUCAAUGCUUAUGCAGAGUAUCUCUGUGAGCUCGUUUUUGAUAUGAACAGUUUAUAUGGGAGUGAGUGUGUCUGUGUGUGUGUGUGUGUAUGUAUGUGCGUGCGAUUAUGGUAGUGUAUGCGCGAUAGCGUAUAUGUGCUUAUGUCCGUAACCGUGUGCAAUUAAAUGCAAAAACCAGAGGAAAAAUCGGAUCGGAGAGUUUGGUAAAAAUUCUCGGCGAAAAUCGGCAUCAUUUUAGCGGUUGGUUGGUUCGCUGGCUGGUUACACUUGUGCUUUUAAAUGUGUGGUUAAACAUUCGCAUAUGUGGACAUGUCAAUAACAUUGAAUAAAUAAAUAAUAAAAGGGGCGUUGAGUGCACUCGACUUUCUCCAUAGGUGCGGCAGUGCGAAAUGGCGGAAGGUAAUGGCGAACUGGUAGAUGACAUCAAUGUAAAAUCAGAAGAUCGCGGCGAUGGUGAAAGAACAGAAGAUUAUCCAAAACUCUUGGAAUAUGGCUUAGAUAAAAAAGUUGCCGGUAAACUUGAUGAUAUUUAUAAAACAGGAAAGUUAGCUCACGUUGAGUUAGAUGAACGCGCAUUGGAUGCGUUAAAGGAAUUUCCGGUAGAAGGUGCCUUGAAUGUAUUAAGUCAGUUCCUUGAAUCAAAUCUGGAACAUGUAUCGAAUAAAUCUGCUUAUCUAUGUGGUGUUAUGAAAACCUAUAGACAAAAAAGUCGAGCCAGUCAACAAGGUGUACCCACGCCAGCAACUACAGUGCAAGUGAAAGGACCAGACGAGGAGAAAAUCAAAAAAAUACUCGAUCGUACCGGUUACACUUUAGAUGUAACCACCGGUCAACGUAAAUAUGGUGGUCCGCCGCCUAAUUGGGAUGGUCCCACUCCGGGCAACGGUUGCGAAGUAUUUUGCGGGAAAAUACCGAAAGAUAUGUUUGAAGAUGAGUUAAUACCUUUGUUUGAGAAUUGUGGCACUAUUUGGGAUUUAAGAUUAAUGAUGGAUCCCAUGACUGGUACAAAUCGUGGCUAUGCAUUUGUUACAUUUACCACAAGAGAAGCCGCUUCGAAUGCAGUUAAACAGCUGAAUGAUUUUGAAAUUCGGAAAGGCAAAAAGAUUGGUGUAACGAUAUCAUUUAACAAUCACCGGCUUUUUGUCGGCAAUAUACCUAAGAAUAGAGAUCACGACGAAUUAUUAGAGGAAUUUUCUAAACAUGCACCUGGCCUUAUUGAAGUGAUAAUCUAUAGUUCGCCGGACGAUAAAAAAAAGAACCGUGGUUUUUGUUUUCUCGAAUACGAAUCACAUAAAGCAGCUUCAUUAGCAAAACGUAGACUUGGCACCGGCAGGACUAAAGUCUGGGGAUGUGAUAUAAUUGUCGAUUGGGCUGAUCCACAAGAAGAGCCAGAUGAACAAACGAUGUCUAAGGUUAAAGUACUGUAUGUUCGAAAUUUAACACAGGAUGUUACAGAGGAAAAAUUGAAGGAGCAAUUUGAGCAAUAUGGCAAAGUUGAACGUGUUAAAAAAAUAAAAGACUACGCAUUUGUACAUUUUGAAGAUCGUGAUAGUGCUGUUGUUGCAAUGAAAGCCUUAAAUGGCAAAGAAGUUGGUUCUGCUAAUAUUGAGGUUUCACUGGCAAAACCGCCUUCAGAUAAAAAGAAAAAAGAAGAAAUUCUACGUGCACGUGAGCGCCGUAUGAUGCAGAUGAUGCAAGGAAGGCCCGGCAUAGUUGGUUUUGAAACGUUGUCUCCAUACAGAAAUUUAUCGCCAACACAUCCAGGGAUGAUACCUUUGGGUGCGCCUAUGCGCAUACCAAGUGGCCCAAGAAUUCCACUACGUACACCAAUGCCACGGGAUUACGGGGGUUGGCCGUGGGCGUGGAAUCACGGCGCGUGGCCGAACCGUUGGGCUCCGUGGCAACAUCAGUCGUCAGGGGGCCCCUCAAGCGGCGGUGGUGGCGGCGGCGGUGGCGGCUCAACGGGGGGCCACCGCUCAGGGGGCUCCGCCAGCAACCGGGGGGGUCCGUGGGGUGGGACAAAUUCGUCCCAGCGCUCGUGGCACUCAGCACGCCCAACCGCUACAAAAUUUACCAGCAUCGAUUGGAGUCCACGCAUAAGCCAAAUGAACGUUUUCUAAAGACUCAUUGAAAUUUCAUUCUGCUCACCGAAAAGUCUUUUUUCAAGUCAAGAUCAAUCAGUUCAGUUCAGUUCAGUUCAAUGAAUUGUUGUUCUUUUUUUUUAAACCAUAUUUUUUGUAAAGGAAUCAAAAUCAAAAAAAAAAUGCAUCAUAUUAUAAAUCAUAAUCUCUCACUCUCCCUCUCUCAAAUACAUCAACGAAAAUAUUUGUGAAACACACAUCACACUCUCCCUUGCGUUAAGAAACACACAAGAGAAAGAUUUUCUCUCGACUCGACUCCAUAACUUUCCCGUUAUAUAUAGAUAUAUAUGCAUACAUAUAUAUGAAAGCAUUUCUCUUACUUGUCAAAAUAUAUAUAUGUUUUCGAACGUUUGAUUUGAAUUUUGUAUGUGUUGUUGAACGUAAAUUGUAAAAAUUUGUAAUUUGAGACUACGAGCUUUUCUGUGUUUUUGUCUUUAUUUUUUCGCCUACCACUCACUCGAUCAUAUCCUAUAUCAAUACCAAAAAAACAUGAUUGUGUAUGUAUCCUUUCCUUAAUCUCUCUUGUCUUUUUUUGUUGAGGAAGGGGAGAGAGAACGAGAAUUUAAAAAAUUUUGCUUAUUGGGGAAGAAACGCGUGCGCGAGAUUUAAAAUAAAAAGGAAAACAAAAAAAAAAAAAAAAUACAAAAAACAUCCAAAA